CACAAAGUGGAAACGUGAUCACAUGUCUCCGCUCAACUACGCCGAGAAGUUGUGCUUCGUCACCGACAUCGUUGAUACCACUACGCACCUGAAGGAAGCUGCGUCACAUGGGGAGAAGCGAAUUGGUCGCGUCGAUCCUGCCGACUUUCUCAAGAAACCCUCCAUCGUCAUUUCCGACCUCGACACGGAUGCGCUCGGAAUUUCUUCAUUCGACGAAUGGGUUCGAAAAUGGAACCGAAGCCUUUCGUCCAAGGUUGAUAUUGUCGGCACGCUGAGUGCGCUUGUAUGGACGUUGCAGAUCUACCAAGUGUUUCUGCGAUGGAACGAAACCCGCACAGACAUCCAAGGAUUUGCAUUGCUCCACGACCCAGUGCUUCACCAACUCACCCCCGUUGAUUAUUCCUUGCCCCUCUUCUUCCUCGUGUACGGUUCGGUCAUCCUUGCGCUGGUUGUGUACGGUCGAAACAAACCGGACUUUGUGAUGGAACUCCUGCAAGCAAAAACGUGUGUGAUAUACAUGCGCAUGAUGGCGCUGUACUUGGUCCCGCUAGAAGCGCCGAUGGACACGAUUCCGUUGAUUGAUCCCAUCGCUGGCAGCGAUGGCAUUGUGCUCAUGCGAGAUUUGUUCUUCUCAGGACACACCGCCACGACCUUUCUUGUGUUUCUCACUUGUCGGCGCCACGAUACCGCAUGGAAGGGUCUGUUUUUCGUCAUGGCGGCCACCACCGCCAUCAUGGUCACCCUGCAGAAGACCCAUUAUGCGAUCGAUGUGUUUGCAGCUCCGUUCUUUGUCUACACAUGCCAUGGUUUGGUCUUCGAAGUGAGAAGUGCGUGUCGCGCCUUGCACAUCGCGGGGAACCUUCGUCGGACGGCAGCGCUGCAGUAGUCAGACGUUUUAUUUUAUCAUUACCUAUCGCCAUAUCUUACCUCCAUGCUCAAUAUGCCCUCGUUCACUCUUGCAUCUUGCUUCCAUGUGCAUUGUACUGUACGUUUAAAAGGGGGUAACUGAAGUGCA
Aphanomyces astaci is the source of this 1015-nucleotide messenger RNA. RefSeq lists its product as hypothetical. NCBI's taxonomy places the organism in Eukaryota, Oomycota, Saprolegniomycetes, Saprolegniales, Verrucalvaceae. The record is from RefSeq and is a predicted model, not a curated record. Bases 23 to 886 code for a protein of 287 amino acids. The transcript has 3 exons.